UUGGACUGUAAACUGGGGGAAAGGUAACUGGGGUGUCGGAGGCUGCCCUGGGAAUGACUGUUUGUGUGACCACAGCUCACUUGACCUGCAUGACAAAUCAGUUUACAAACAGCCGAAAAGGACAACGCGAAGAAGUCUGCUUUAAGGCAGCAGACAACGUUAAACUAAAGAACUUUCGGAAUCUACAGAGGUUACAGGAUGGACAACCAAGUGUUCGAGUCGACGGCUGAACGGACGUUUCAGUAUCAGGGCACCCUGCCUCCGCUCCCCGUGCCUACACUGGAAGGAACGCUCAGCAAAUACUUGGAAGCAGUGAGACCUUUCACAACUGAAGUAGAGUUCAAGAACACGACAGCCAUAGUGAAGCAGUUUGGUGAUGGUGUUGGACGUGACCUACAUAAAAGACUGCUUCAGAGAGCCAAGAGUCGGAGGAACUGGCUGGAAGACUGGUGGCUGAAUGCGGCGUACCUGGAGGUCCGCGUCCCCUCCCAGCUCCAUGUGAACUUCGGGGGUCCGGCCCCUUACCUGGAGCACUGCUGGCCACCCUGUGAAGGCAAACAACUGGAGCGGGCCAGCAUCAGCCUCUGGUACAACCUGCAGUACUGGGACCUCAUCCGCACAGAAAGGCUGGCCAUCCACAAGUCUGGCAACACGGCCUUCGACAUGGAUCAGUUCCGCAUGCUCUUCAACACGUGCAAGGUGCCAGGGAUCACCAAGGAUUCGAUCAUCAACUACUUCCGCACAGAGAGUGAGGGACCAUGCCCUUCCCAUCUAAUAGUGAUGUGCCGUGGGCGGAUUUUCACAUUUGAUGUGCUGUGCGAUGGUCAAAUCCUCACCCCACCUGAACUCUUAAGGCAACUCACCCACAUCAAGCAGUGCUGCGACGGCGAGCCGUCCGGCGAGGGGGUGUCCGCCCUCACCACCGAGGAGAGGACGCGUUGGGCCAAGACGAGGGAGCACCUGUUGUCACUGGACCCAGCCAAUGAGAGCAUCCUAGAGAUAAUUCAGAGCAGUCUAUUCGUUGUGUCCUUGGACGACUGCAAGCCUUAUGCCACACCUGAGGACUAUUCACCGAUGACAGUACAGGCCCUGAUUGGUGACCCCACCAUCCGCUGGGGUGAUAAAUCCUACAACUACCUCAGCUUUGCUGAUGGCACGUUCGGCUCCAACUGUGAUCAUGCUCCCUAUGACGCCAUGAUCCUCAUCUCCCUCUGCUACUACGUGGACCAGAAGCUGAAAGCCUGCAGUGGCAAAUGGAAGGGCUCAGAGGUCGUUCGUGCGCUGCCACUCCCUGAGGAGCUUGUGUUCACUGUAGAUGACCGCAUCAGAAGGGACAUCAGCCUUGCCAAAGAUCAGUACUACAAAACAACUCAAGACCUGCAGGCUGUGACAUAUGCAUUCACCUCAUUUGGCAAAGCGGCCAUCAAGAAGAGGAAACUCCAUCCAGACACAUUUGUGCAGCUGGCCCUACAGCUGGCCUACUACAGACUCCACCAUAAGAUCGGGUGUUGCUAUGAGACGGCCACCACGCGAAGGUUCUACCACGGCCGCACGGAGACCAUGAGGCCCUGCACCACUGAGGCUGAGAGCUGGUGCCGGAUCAUGCUGGACUCUACAGCAAGUGCAGAAACGAAGAGAACAGCAUUGCAGAAAGCGGUUAACAAGCACAACAAACUCAUGGCUGAGGCCCAGAAUGGAAAGGGUAUUGAUAGACACCUGCUCGGCCUGUGCCUGAUCGCCAAGGAGGAGGGACUUCCUGUUCCAGAGUUGUUCACUGAUCCUGUGUUUGCCAAGAGCGGAGGGGGCGGAAACUUCACUCUGUCCACCAGUCUGGUGGGUUACACCACGGUGCUCGGGGCUGUGGCUCCCAUGGUGCACCACGGCUAUGGAUUCUUCUACCGCAUCCGGGACGACAAGUUGGUGGCAUCAUGCACCGCUUGGAAGUCCUGUGCUGAGACGAACGCUGAGACUCUCUUCCAGAGCCUCUCCACCUCCCUACACGAGAUGCUCGCGCUCACCACCCUGUCUCAGCUCUAGAGCGCCCCCAAGUGGCGGAGGUCCCCUAGUUCACAAUGCAAGUUACACCAGUCAGCCUUUUCCUUUUCUGUACGACACAAAUGACAGCAUAUGUUUGAUCAUAUAGAAGUGUAACCAGGUAGGGUACAUAGUGACCGCAUACGUUUGGUGCUUUAAAACAUCAGAUUGUAGCUAAAAUGGAAAGGAACUUGACACCAAGCUCCUUUUUGUUUUCAUGCCGUCCCUUCCCUUAUUCCUGCUGCAAUGCAAUGUAACGUUAAAGCUUUCACUCUGCCAAAGCAGACGAAUCUUCAAGUGCUUCCUAAGUGCUGCUUAUUUGGUACAGGACUCCAUAUGCUGCAGGUAAACCAUGUAAGCAUUCACCUGGGCCUUCUUGUGGUUGCAUGCAGUGCAGCGCCACCCUGUGGUUAUUUCAGUAAAUGCACACAUCAAUGCAAUAUGUAAGCACUACUAGACACAUAACUCACUACCAACAGAAAUGGAAGGAGGAUGUCGUUCUCUGUUGUUUUCACAAUAUCUUUUGCACUUAACUACUGUCUAAUUUUUCCUGUCUGUCUUCCAAAGCAUGAUUUAUUUUUAUGUAGAGAUAUUUUGUAUAAUUGCUUUGAUUUUUAAUAUUACGUUACUUACGCAAUACUUCCAAGUGUUGAUUCAUUUAAUCUAGUUUUUGAACCAUGUAAAACAUGAAUGUCAAGGGCUAUUUGUGACAUUUUCAAGCUGGUAUCUUCUCAGUUGUCCCUCCAUUUCUUGGCCCUGUGGGCAUUUUUCACUUUGCAAAACAAUGAAUGAGUGUGAUGAUGAAAGGCAUGGGCUCAGCAGGUCAGUCCACAGCAAGUUGUUUUCCGUGUCAACAUGCACUCAGCUGAACUGUAUGUGAUGUAGAGGGCUGGGUGGUUCAGAACAGGUUUUGUAGGUGCAGGCAGUGUUAGGAGACUUUUGUGUCAGUGUUAAUGAAUGAAUGAAUGAAUGAAUGAAUGAAUGAAUGAAUGAAUUGAAUUGAAUUGAAUUGGCCCUCUAAUUGAAGCAUAAUACAUGUGCAUUUUAAUGUAGAUCUAUUUUAAUGCAUUUAGAUUUUAGAUCUACAGGCCAUGACUUGUAAAGAAUGGAAUAUAGAAAGGAAAGAUGAUUUCUAAGAAUCUAUGACCCUGGUGUAUAUGAAUUCAUAAUGCCUGUCUAAUGAAAUAGGCAUGCUGUGUUUGAAUGUUUGAUAAUGCACAUGGUUUUAAUAAAACAUUUUAUUUUGAAGGAGUAUGGAAAAUAAACCAGAUUGAUGACUGAA
Sardina pilchardus (European sardine) is the source of this 3316-nucleotide messenger RNA. RefSeq names its product carnitine O-octanoyltransferase (gene crot). The record is from RefSeq and is a predicted model, not a curated record. The coding region runs from base 199 to 2037 and encodes 612 amino acids. Lineage: Eukaryota; Metazoa; Chordata; Actinopteri; Clupeiformes; Clupeidae. Gene Ontology annotation, molecular function: carnitine O-octanoyltransferase activity. Gene Ontology annotation, cellular component: peroxisome. The transcript is spliced from 17 exons.